Messenger RNA from Anopheles maculipalpis, 2433 nucleotides. Its product is annotated as facilitated trehalose transporter Tret1. The transcript is spliced from 8 exons. Gene Ontology annotation, cellular component: membrane. Gene Ontology annotation, biological process: carbohydrate transport; transmembrane transport. The coding region runs from base 7 to 2433 and encodes 808 amino acids. Lineage: Eukaryota; Metazoa; Arthropoda; Insecta; Diptera; Culicidae. Gene Ontology annotation, molecular function: sugar transmembrane transporter activity. The record is from RefSeq and is a predicted model, not a curated record.
CGCAAAAUGAGUUCCGGAGGUGGUGGUGGCGGUGGUGGAGGCGGAGGCGGUGGCAGCGGAUCUGGCCCAAUGGGUCGAAUCGUCGAUAAAAUCAAGCGUACGAUGACCAACGAAGGAGGAGAUGAGAUCCGUGAUCCACUUCAAUACGGAUAUCAGCGUGUUAACACAGCGGAAGGAUCACUCUCCACCUCGACGACAGCAACCAGCCUGGACACGAUCGUGCUCGACACAAACGCGGAAGAUCUGGCCAGUGUGCCACCGCGCGGUCUCACACAGCACCAGCCACCGAGAACAUUCAGCCCGAUCCUCGAGACGGACGAUACGAAUCCGUUUCUCGAGGCGGGCGAAAAAACCAAAUCUAAAUCAUCGCUCAAGAGUUCGCGCGUUUCGUUCGACCAGGAAGAGGACCGGUUCGAUGAGGAUGAAAACAGCUUCCGCAAGCAGCGGGAACACUUUCAGAAGCACAAAAGUCACAGCACAUCCGAGCACAAGACACAGCUAAUCAAGGAACUCCGGCAUCUGUUAGCGACCGACAACAGACGACAGUUCCAGGGCAAGAAGCAUGUGUCGCUCGAUGUGAAGAGCGCCAAGGUGCUGGAGCAGCUUCUUAAAGCUUCCUCAUCGUCGGACGAUUUCGAGGGUCAAAGGAAAGAGUUCCAGGAGCGCAAACACAAGAGUCUCGAUGCGCGGCACAUUUCCUUCAAGUUUGACAAGGAACCGUCGCCGUCCAGCAGCGACGAAGACUUUGAACCCUCCACCAGUCUGCUGCGGAUUGAUGCAGACAUUACCAAGCCCGUCAUCAUUGACCUGAAGGAUCUGGAUUCGAGCGACGAGGAAGAUUACAUCAGCUCACGCAAACAUUUCCAACAGUCCAAGUCAAUGAGCACGGAUUCGCGGAAAAGCAUCCGCUUUCUGGAGAUGGAAAUGGGAACGAAGGAGGAAAACAUGCGCACCGCUGUACCGUUCGUGCGACAGAUUACAGAGGAGGGCAAGCCGAAGCUGGAAGUGUACCGGCCAACUACAAACCCUAUCUACAUCUGGACACAGGUACUUGCCGCCCUGUCGGUGUCGCUCGGAUCCAUGGUGGUUGGAUUUUCGUCGGCAUACACCUCACCCGCACUGGUAUCGAUGAAGGAUCGCAACAUUACAUCAUUCGAAGUAACGGACCAAUCGGGCUCGUGGGUCGGUGGUAUUAUGCCUCUUGCCGGUCUGGCUGGUGGCAUUCUUGGUGGUCCGAUGAUUGAGUAUCUGGGGCGCAAGAACACCAUCCUGGCGACGGCAACACCCUUCAUCAUAUCCUGGCUACUGAUCGGUUGUGCUACGCACGUGGCAAUGGUCCUCGUCGGUCGUGCUCUAUCCGGUCUGUGCGUCGGUAUUGCUUCACUAUCACUCCCGGUCUAUCUCGGCGAAACGGUACAACCUGAGGUACGUGGUACGCUCGGUCUGCUGCCAACGGCUUUCGGUAAUAUUGGCAUUCUGCUGUGUUUCGUCGCUGGCAAGUAUCUGGACUGGUCCGGACUAGCGUUCCUCGGUGCCACGCUUCCGGUGCCAUUCCUGAUCCUGAUGUUCCUUAUUCCCGAGACGCCCCGUUGGUAUGUUUCGCGCAAUCGGGAAGAGCGUGCUCGCAAAGCCCUGCAGUGGUUGCGCGGCCGGAAGGCGGAUGUUGAGCCCGAGCUGAAGGGUAUCUCCAAGUCACACCAGGAAGCGGAACGACACGCCUCCAAGAGUGCCAUGCUGGAUCUGCUGAAGAAGUCCAACCUGAAGCCGCUGCUGAUCUCGCUCGGGCUAAUGUUUUUCCAGCAGCUGUCCGGUAUUAACGCGGUCAUCUUCUACACGGUGCAGAUCUUCCAGAGUGCUGGAUCGACGAUCGACGAGAAGCUCUGUACGAUCAUUGUCGGUGUGGUGAACUUUAUUGCGACGUUCAUCGCGACGGUACUGAUCGAUCGGUUGGGCCGCAAGAUACUGCUGUACAUCUCGGACGUGGCAAUGAUCAUUACGCUCAUGACGCUGGGUACGUUCUUCUACAUGAAGAACAAUGGGGAGGAUGUGUCGCAAAUCGGUUGGUUACCGUUGGCGGCGUUCGUUGUGUUCGUUGUCGGUUUCUCACUCGGAUUCGGUCCCAUUCCUUGGCUGAUGAUGGGUGAAAUUUUGCCGGGCAAGAUUCGUGGUUCGGCUGCCUCCGUAGCGACGGCAUUCAACUGGAGCUGUACGUUUGUGGUGACAAAAACGUUUGCUGACAUUACGGCUUCCAUCGGUAAUCAUGGUGCGUUCUGGAUGUUCGGUUCGAUCUGUGUCAUCGGUCUGAUGUUUGUGAUCUUGUACGUCCCGGAAACGCAGGGCAAAUCGCUCGAGGACAUUGAGCGCAAGAUGAUGGGCCGCGUGCGGCGUAUGAGCUCCGUCGCCAACAUUAAGCCACUGUCCUUCAACAUGUAA